AUGGCCGCCGCCUUCCUCGGCCGGGGACAACUUCGUCCCCGGGGCCGCCUGAGCCGCUGCUGCGAGCCAGAGCGUGAGAUUUCAAGUAUGUUGCCAGCCAUGGAGGAGCCCCUUGUUGGGGGCAACAGCAGCACUGAGGAGACAGGAGGGGCAAAAGAGAGCUUGGUGGUGACCGAGGUUAAGAAGCAGCUGUACCUCGCCGGGCCCCUCGUCGUCGGAUGCCUGUUGCAGAGCGUCGUGCAGAUGAUAUCGGUCAUGUUUGUCGGCCAUCUCGGUGAGCUCGCUCUCUCGAGUGCCUCCAUCGCCACCUCCUUUGCCGGUGUCACCGGCUUCAGCUUGUUGUCUGGCAUGGCGAGCAGCUUGGACACACUGUGUGGGCAAGCCUUCGGGGCAAGACAGUACCAUCUGCUUGGCAUCUACAAGCAGAGGGCAAUCCUUGUGCUCACUCUGGUGAGCGUUGUGGUUGCCGUGCUCUGGGCGUACACCGGGCAGAUCCUCCUGCUCUUCGGCCAGGACCCAGAGAUUGCCAUGGGGGCAGGGAGCUACAUCCGGUGGAUGAUUCCAGCACUGUUCGCUUACGGACUGCUGCAGUGCCAUGUUCGGUUCCUCCAGACGCAGAAUAUCGUCCUCCCGGUGAUGGCGAGCGCAGGCGUCACGGCGCUGAGCCACGUGCUUGUGUGCUGGUUGCUGGUGUACAAGCUUGGGCUGGGCAACAAGGGCGCUGCCCUGGCCAAUGGCAUCUCAUACCUGGCCAAUGUGUCAAUCUUGGCUAUCUACAUCAGGGUCUCUCCAUCCUGCAGGAGCACCUGGACAGGCCUCUCAAAGGAGGCGUUUCACGACAUCCUUAGCUUCAUGAAGCUAGCCGUGCCAUCUGCGCUGAUGGUUUGCCUAGAGUGGUGGUCGUUUGAGCUGCUGGUACUUCUCUCCGGACUUCUCCCUAAUCCCAAGCUGGAGGCAUCGGUGUUGUCCAUUUGCUUGAACACAUCUUCAUUAGCAUUCAUGAUCCCCUUCGGUCUUGGGGCAGCCAUAAGCACCCGUGUUUCAAACGAGCUUGGUGCUGGGCGACCUGAAGCUGCCCGUCUGGCUACUCGUGUGACCAUGGUUCUGGGUCUCGUGACAGGUGUGUCGUUAGGACUUAUUAUGAUCUCGGUGCGCAAUCUAUGGGGGUAUGCGUACAGCAACGAGAAGGAGGUGGCAGAGUACAUUGCGAGAAUGAUGCCGCUUCUCUCUGUGUCGAUCAUUUUUGACGAUCUGCAAUGCGUUCUUUCAGGUAUUGUCAGGGGCUGUGGCUUGCAAAGGGUUGGUGCUUGUGUCAAUCUCAGUGCAUACUACCUUGUCGGCAUUCCAGCGGCGCUAUGCUUUGCCUUUGUCUACCAUCUUGGCGGCAUGGGGCUGUGGUUCGGAAUAAUCUGCGGGAUAGUGGUACAGAUGCUGCUGCUGCUGGGCAUUACCAUGCGCACCAACUGGGAUAAAGAGUGGAAAGCGGGAUCAACAGCUGAAUAUUGUUAUGAUAAUACUUUUCUUGCUGGUGUGUGCUUUUAUCAGUUAAAAUGCAUGUUUCUCAAGAGACACAAACUGCAAUUGAUUCAGAAUGAGAGUAGGAACUUUCGCCUUUGCUUCUGCCACAUACUUUUGUAUAUUGACAUUCAACUGUUUUGGUCGUUCCCAUUUAGUUUCUAA
This is a messenger RNA of Triticum turgidum subsp. durum (durum wheat), 1680 nucleotides long. NCBI's taxonomy places the organism in Eukaryota, Viridiplantae, Streptophyta, Magnoliopsida, Poales, Poaceae. The record is from the annotation of a GenBank genome assembly.